GUCGUCCUGCGACGACUGAUCCCACAAGUGUCCAGUCACUCCGGCAGCAAUGGCGAGAUCGCGGGCUUCUAGCAGGCGGCUGCUUCUGGCGUUGUGCCUGGGUGCCGCGCUCGUGGCGACUGUGGCCGCGGGAGGCUACGGAGGCGGAGGGCACGGGGGCGGCGGGGGCGGAGGACACGGCGGCUACGGAGGCGGCGGCCACGGAGGCGGUGGUGGCGGCCACGGCGGCGGUGGUGGUGGUCACGGGGGUGGCGGAGGUGGCCACGGAGGCUACGGGGGCGGCGGUCACGGAGGCGGCGGCGGCGGUCACGGAGGUUAUGGAGGCGGUGGGCACGGAGGCGGUGGCGGUGGACACGGAGGCGGCGGUGGUGGACACGGAGGCUACGGAGGCGGUGGUCACGGAGGUGGUGGCGGUGGACACGGAGGCUACGGAGGCGGUGGUCACGGAGGCGGUGGCGGUGGACACGGAGGCUACGGAGGCGGUGGUCACGGAGGUGGUGGUGGUGGACACGGAGGCGGUGGUGGUGGACACGGAGGCGGCGGUGGUGGACACGGAGGCUACGGAGGCGGUGGUCACGGAGGCGGUGGCGGUGGACACGGAGGUCACGGAGGCGGCGGCGGCGGCCAUGGAGGCGGUGGUGGUGGUGGUCAUGGUGGUCACUAUGGCCGCUAAGUAUCACUCUUCCUCUCUACUCAGCCAUCUCUUACUUUCGGACGCUAAAAAUUCCCACUUCUGUACCGUCUGGACAUUGACUGAGUCAAAAUUUUUAUAUCUUCUUCAAUAAAAUGUCACUUAAACUGUA
Schistocerca gregaria is the source of this 803-nucleotide messenger RNA. RefSeq names its product acanthoscurrin-2-like. NCBI's taxonomy places the organism in Eukaryota, Metazoa, Arthropoda, Insecta, Orthoptera, Acrididae. The transcript has 3 exons. The record is from RefSeq and is a predicted model, not a curated record. The coding region runs from base 50 to 673 and encodes 207 amino acids.